Molecule: messenger RNA, 1941 nt
Organism: Penaeus indicus
Lineage: Eukaryota; Metazoa; Arthropoda; Malacostraca; Decapoda; Penaeidae
Gene: parvin
Product: beta-parvin-like
Exons: 14
Coding region: 208-1689 (493 amino acids)
Biological process (GO): substrate adhesion-dependent cell spreading; establishment or maintenance of cell polarity; cell projection assembly
Cellular component (GO): focal adhesion; cytoplasm; actin cytoskeleton
Molecular function (GO): actin binding
Source: RefSeq, a predicted model, not a curated record
GCGAGGGAGAGCGAAAGGGAGAGAGGGAGAGAGUGAGAGAGAGAGACCAUAUCGCGUUCGCUACCACACCCAUCUACACACCAUUGAACGAACGCCUCUGGUUCGUGAGAAAUUCGUGAAAGAGAGAUAUUCACAUUGGAAGGAUUUCGUGUUUUUGAAGAUCGGAAAGAGUAGAAAAUAAAUUGUAACUUUCAGAAACAACUGAAGAUGUCCCGUUUAAGUUCACCGAACCCCCACGCCCGCACCCCCUCCCCCGCGCGCUCGCUCUCCCCCGACGCCCCCCCAGCGAUGCAGGGACAGCUGCUGAGUGCGCAGAGGACCUCCGACUUAUACGACACGUCUGAGGAUGAGGCGGAACUGCAAGGACUGUCAGGCUCGUCCGCGGAAGUCUCGCCCAGUGUCUCUCCAGCACCGCCCAAAAUCGUCGACUUUGUGCCCAAGAAAAUACAGUUUGUUCAGGCCGACGCUCAUGGCGAAUGUAACAUACCAUCGGAAGGAGGAUCGUCGAAUGCACCAGCGAUCGUGGUUUCAGAUCCCGAUGCAACUGAAGCUAUUCUUGGUGGAAAUGCAGCGGGGUCGAGCGGCACUCUCAAGAUGGCGACGCAGAGGCCCAAGUCGCCGCGACCUUCUCCCAGGAAAGAGGAAAAUGAGUCCUUCUGGGACAAAUUCGGGACGAUAGGACGCAAGAAGAAGAUGAAGGAAGUUCAAGAGGUGCAAACAGAAGGGAAAUAUGCCAUCGACUCGCCUGGCGCACCUAUGUCAGUUGACAUCCCUCCUGAUGACUACAACCUGGAUGACAAUGAGGAGAGGUCCAUGAUUGAACCCCGGUCAUACGAGGACCCCAAGCUGAAGGAACUCAUUGGUAUCCUCAUUGAGUGGAUCAAUGACGAGCUCGCCAACGACCGCAUCAUUGUCAAGCACAUCGAGGAGGACCUGUACGAUGGGAUGGUUUUCCACAAGCUCAUCGAGAAGUUGACAAACAACACCCUAGACGUACAGGAAGUGACUCAAAGUGAGGAAGGCCAGAAGCAGAAAUUGCGUAUUGUCCUCAAUGCUGCCAACCAUAUCUUAGGUCUCAGUCGCUAUGGCCCUCACAAGUGGUCAGUCGAGUCCAUCCACUCCAAAAAUAUUGUCGCAAUUCUCCACCUUCUUGUGUCUUUGGCCCGCCACUUCCGUGCUCCCAUCAGGCUGCCUGAAAAUUGCAUCAUCAAUGUUGUUAUUGUGCAAAAACGUGAUGGGCAGCUCAACCACCGGAUUGUGGCGGAAGAGCUGACAGGCACGUACGACGACUUGGGUCUCAGAUGCGAGAGAGAUGCUUUCGACACCUUAUUCGAUCAUGCACCUGACAAGCUUGCAGUUGUCAAGAGGUCUCUGGUAACCUUCGUCAACAAGCAGCUGAAUAAAAUCAACCUGGAAGUGAGCGACAUUGAGACAGAGUUCAAUGACGGCGUGUACCUGUGCCUCCUCAUGGGUCUCCUUGAGGGAUAUUUUGUCCCGUUGCACCACUUCUUCCUGACGCCCAAGACAUUUGACGAGAAGCUGCACAAUGUCUCACAGUCAUUUGAAUUGAUGAUGGAUGCAGGUCUGGCUAAGCCUAAAGCAAGACCUGAGGACAUUGUGAAUGCUGAUCUCAAGUCCACUCUCCGUGUUCUGUACAACCUGUUCACACGCUACAAGAACACAAAUUAAGGAUAACAUUUGCAAGCCCCACUGAAGUCACCAGCUGAAACCCAAGAUGCGACCGUCCUUCUCUUUUCCUCGGGAAAGAUUUAUUUGGGUUUUGGUCAGUGUUCUUUUGUUGAGGAUAGAAUGUACUCUGCAAUUAUGUUGUGAAUGGAAGAGUAAGUUAAAAACUGAGAUAAAAAAAAAUCUGAAGAGAAUACAAGUGCCUCAUGGGACUCCUCGGUAUAGCAAUAAUGAAAGGAGAAAUUACUUUUUUUU